Messenger RNA from Aspergillus welwitschiae, 762 nucleotides. RefSeq names its product oxidoreductase. The transcript is spliced from 4 exons. Bases 1 to 762 code for a protein of 253 amino acids. The record is from RefSeq and is a predicted model, not a curated record. Lineage: Eukaryota; Fungi; Ascomycota; Eurotiomycetes; Eurotiales; Aspergillaceae.
AUGGGACAAGGCAGACUGCAAGACAAAAUCGCUAUCGUGACAGGAGGAGGCUUCGGAUUCGGGGAAGGAAUCGUCCACAAGUUCAUUCUCGAAGGUGCCAAUGUGGUGAUUGUGGAUAUCGAUCAGGAAAAUGGAAGACGAGUGCAGUGUGCUCAGCCAGAGGGACGCGCAGUCUUCAUUCAAGGAGACGUAUCUAGCGAGACUUCCUGGGAGAAUGUGCGUGAAGUAGCACUGGAGAAUUUUAAGAAAAUCGAUAUCGUCGUCAAUAAUGCAGGGAUUGUCCAUGCAGUUCAGCCAUCUCUAGAGACCUCGGAAACCAUGCUAGACCGCAUGUAUAAAGUCAAUGUCAAGAGUAUCUAUCACUCGGCCAAAGCUAUCGCUCCCUACUUCCAGGCGCAGGGUGGGGGUGUCUUCGUGAAUAUCUCAAGCAUGAGCUCUAUUCGUCCUCGGCCGAAGUAUGCUUGGUAUUCCGCUACUAAAGGCGCAGUGAGUGCGGCUACCAAAAGCUUGGCUGCAGAAUUCGCGAAGGAUCACAUCCGACUCAACACUGUGUGCCCCGUUGCGGGUGAAACUGGAAUGAUGCCUCUGAUUCUCGGCGGAGAGGACACACCCGAGAAUAGGAGCAUUGUUCUCUCUACCAUCCCUAUGGGGCGAUUUGCUACCCCGGCGGAUGUUGCCAAUGCCACUGCAUUUCUGGCAAGUGAUGAGGCCUCGUUCAUCACGGGGGUGGAAUUACCGGUAGAUGGGGGAAGAUCAUUGUGA